Messenger RNA from Rhododendron vialii, 1658 nucleotides. Its product is annotated as S-adenosylmethionine decarboxylase proenzyme-like. Gene Ontology annotation, biological process: spermidine biosynthetic process; spermine biosynthetic process. Lineage: Eukaryota; Viridiplantae; Streptophyta; Magnoliopsida; Ericales; Ericaceae. The coding region runs from base 135 to 1508 and encodes 457 amino acids. The record is from RefSeq and is a predicted model, not a curated record. The transcript is spliced from 4 exons. Gene Ontology annotation, cellular component: cytosol. Gene Ontology annotation, molecular function: adenosylmethionine decarboxylase activity.
ACCCACACAAAGCAAAAACCUCUCUCUCUCUCUCUCUCUCUCUAACUAAUUGUUGUAAGAAUAGCUUCAAGGUCUCGUGUGUUCUCUCCGCCAUUGUAAUAUUCUCCCGAAGCAGACAGAGGGUUGAUGUUGUAAUGGAGACCAAAGGUGGCAAGAAGAAAUCAUCGAGCAGUAGUAGUAGUAGUAGUCGUAGCAGCUCUCUUCAGUACGAAGCCCCUCUCGGAUACAGCAUCGAAGACAUUCGCCCCAACGGUGGAAUCGAGAAAUUCCGAUCUGCUGCCUACUCCAACUGCGUGAGGAAACCAUCCUGCCUAAUGGCUGUUUCUCCAAUUGGUUUCGAGGGCUUCGAAAAGCGCCUCGAAAUCAACUUCUCGGACCCACCCGUAUUCGCCGAUCCACAAGGCAGGGGUCUCCGGUCCCUGACUCGGUCUCAGCUCGACUCGAUCCUUGAACCCGCUUGUUGCACCAUCGUGGCCCAGCUCUCCAACUCCGAGUUCGACUCGUACGUCCUCUCCGAGUCCAGCCUCUUCGUUUACCCUCUCAAGAUCAUCCUCAAGACCUGCGGGACCACCAAGCUCCUCUUGUCCAUCCCCCAAAUACUCAAACUCGCCGGCUCGCUCUCGCUCGGCGUCGACUCAGUCAGAUACUCUCGCGGGACCUUCAUUUUCCAGAAUUCCCAGCCUGCCCCUCACCGUAGCUUCUCGGAAGAAGUCGCGUUCCUCAACCGCUUCUUCCGAAACGGUGCCGCAUUCGUGCUUGGCGAUCCAAUGGUCCCGGAUCGCCAAUGGCACGUCUACUACUCCUCUGUGGUCCCAUGCAAAUCAUCACCGUUGGCGAAAGAUCGGACGGCUGCAAUCAAUCUCGAGAUGUGCAUGACUGGGUUGGACAGGACCAAAGCGGCCGUGUUUUUUAAGGACUCGGGGUGUGAAAUGACGAAAAAGUCCGGAAUAUCGGAUAUAAUCCCGGGUCAUGUAAUUUGUGACUUUGAAUUUGAACCGUGCGGCUAUUCGAUGAAUGGGAUCGAGGGUCCAGCUUAUUCUACGGUGCACGUAACCCCCGAGGAUGGGUUCAGUUACGCUAGCUACGAGGCCAUGGGGUUUGACCCCGGUUCGAUGGGGUUCGAGCUGCUGGUCGGGAGGGUCUUGAAGUGCUUUAAACCGGCUGAGUUCACCGUGGCAGUCACGUGCCUUGGGGGCAGUGGGGCCGGGUCAGAAUGGGGUUAUGGUGACGUGGAGGGGUACACGUGUGAGAGCGGGGUGAAGCAGGAGUUGCCAGGUGGCGGUGGGUGCAUAGUGUACCGUUGUUUUGUUGCCAGGGGGAAGGAGUGCGCGGUGAGCACUUAUGCUGCUGUCAAGUCUGCGAUGGAUUGCUGGAAGGAGGUGGUGGAGGAGGAAGGUGGUGAUGUGGCGGCAUCACCGUUCAUGUCGGCGGCGUAUGGGUUGGGCCAAGUGGAGGGUCAGUUGGGUAUGUGGGGGGUCUCAAUGGGACAAACCGACUAUUGUCAUUAGUUUUCUUGUGUGUCUUGUUUGAAGUUUUUUCUAGUGCUUUUUCUUUUUUCUUUGUUUUCGUGAAGCAGCAGCUCAUACUCAUUUUGAAAUGUGGGACUCAAGUUUAUUUAAUCAAAUGAGCUUCUUGUUAGUGGGUAAUGUCAAGAAAAA